AUGGCCGCUUUCCCUCCUCCUGCUACUACCAGCAUCGACUGGGCCAAUGUUGGCUUCAAGAUCCGUGAAGUCAACGGCCACAUCGAAUCCCACUGGUCCAAGAAAACUGGUCAAUGGACGCCCCCCAAAUUCGUCCGCGACCCCUUCAUCCGCAUCCAUGGCAUGUCCCCGGCCCUCAACUACGGCCAACAAGCCUACGAGGGUCUCAAAGCCUUCCGGACCCCCGGCGACGCCGCCAUCCAAAUCUUCCGCCCCAAUCGUAACGCCCUGCGCAUGCAGCACUCCGCCGCUGUGGCCUCCAUGCCCGCCGUCCCCGAAGACCUAUUCGUGGCCGCCUGCCGAGCCGCCGUGGCCCUCAACGCAGAGUUCGUCCCGCCCCAUGAGACCGGCGCCGCUAUGUAUGUUCGUCCUCAAAUUUACGGCUCGAGUGCCCAGCUGGGUCUGAACCCUCCUGAUGAGUACAUGUUCUUGGUCUAUGUCGUGCCGACGGGCGUUUACCAUGGCGUUCAUCCCGUCAAGUGUUUGAUCUUGGAUGAGUUUGAUAGGGCUGCGCCGAAUGGAACGGGUAAUGCAAAGGUUGGCGGUAACUAUGCGCCUGUGUUGAGGUGGACUGACAAGGCGAGGGAUGAGGGGUAUAAUAUUACCUUACACUUGGAUAGUGCCAAGCAUGAUGAGGUAGAUGAGUUUAGCACAAGCGGCUUCGUUGGCGCUCUGGUAGAUGGCGACAAGGUCACGAUUGUUGUGCCGGACUCCAAGGCUGUUAUUGAUAGUGUUACGAGCGAUAGCGUGCAGCAGAUUGCUCGUAGCUUGGGCUGGAACGUGGAGAAGCGAGCGAUCAAGUACGCCGAACUCCCCUCUUUCUCCGAAGUCAUGGCCGCCGGAACCGCCGCCGGCCUCGUUCCCAUCCGCUCUAUCACCCGCAACAUUUCCGCUUCUCAACCCCUCUCCCUCGCCUCCACCGUCAAGAGCCACGAGCGUCUUUCCCUUGGCGACAACACCGAGACCGUCACUUACAUCCCCGACAGCCAGGAAGAUGCCGGACCUAUUUGCUUGAAGCUUUUGGGCCAGCUUAAGGGUAUUCAGGUUGGCAAAGUCGAGGAUAAGUUUGGGUGGUGUUUCGAGGUUAGGGAGGCGGAUGGUAACGUCGAGAAGGAGUAA
This is a messenger RNA of Scedosporium apiospermum, 1158 nucleotides long. RefSeq names its product putative branched-chain-amino-acid aminotransferase TOXF. The coding region runs from base 1 to 1158 and encodes 385 amino acids. The transcript has 3 exons. Gene Ontology annotation, biological process: branched-chain amino acid metabolic process. The record is from RefSeq and is a predicted model, not a curated record. NCBI's taxonomy places the organism in Eukaryota, Fungi, Ascomycota, Sordariomycetes, Microascales, Microascaceae. Gene Ontology annotation, molecular function: branched-chain-amino-acid:2-oxoglutarate transaminase activity.